UAUCCAAGCAGCUGGCUGAUCGUCGCUCGUUUAUCCAGUUGCAUAAACUGCAGCCUAUGCAUCGUGGUAUCGAUACAUCAUCGGAACCCAGCACUUAUAUUGCUGAUUCGGAGGGCAAGCUUAUUCCUGCAGCUUCAACCGCCAGCCGCAGAAAAAUCGACAGCUUCAGUUCCUGGCUGGAGGCAUUUUUAAUUUUCAUCCGUUAUCGCAUCUUCCAUCAUCCAGACUUGGCCCCGGGUUUUCUGGCUUACAUUGAUAUCAUUAGAGGUUUAGCAUUAACACGACCUUUAUUGAUUUGGUUAGAUUACGACCGCCGGUUUCGUGAAAGGAUGACCUUCCCUGAUGUGAAUGAAACAGCUUGGUUUUCCGAAGAUUCGUCCAUCAUGGCGGAUGUGUUGCGUUCCAUCCCUACUUUUCCCGCGGUUUAACAGCCACCUCCGCAGAACUUAAGUUUUACCUCAUCACUUCAAUUGCCGCCGCAUCCCAAUGCCGCUUUUAAUCCAUCUGCAAAGCCGCCCUACGGAUGCUUCGUCUGCCGCGAUCCGAAUCAUUACGCGACCUUUUGUCCUCAACGUGCAAAGCCUGUUAUGUCAAACGCUCCAUCUCAGCCAUCCGCCUCUCGUUUAACGCAGCCCUUUCGCGGGCCCCGCGUUGCCGUAUGCAGGGACUACAACGCGGGAAAGUGCCAGUCCCCAUGCCCCCAUCGAAGAAUACAUGUGUGCGACCAGUGCUUCGAAACCAGUCAUACUCGCGAGCACCAUACCGGUCCCAGUAGCAGCUAACCCAUUUACGCCACUCCGCCCUUUUAAGUUCCUGGGUUAUUUGCGUGAGUAUCCUAAUCGGGCAGCAGUAAACAGUUUCAUUGCAGGAUUGUUGUACGGUUUCGUCAUCGGGUUUACCGGUUCUCAGCACUCGCGUUACACUCCCAAUGCCCUGACAGCUCGCAACCAUCCUGAGAUUGUACGAAAGUACCUUGCCAAAGAAAUCAGUCUGCGUCAUACGCUAGGACCUUUCGAUUACAUUCCGCUGCCACAUUUCGUCAUUUCUUCUCUCGGAGUCCGACCUAAAAAGACCGGCGGAGCGAGACUAAUCAUGGAUCUGUCUCGUCCUUUCGGCGACUCUGUGAACGAUUCGAUUUGUCAAAAAACCUGUUCAAUGAAAUUCUGUUCUGUAGACGACGCUGUGAGAAUCGUUACGCGGCUCGGCAAAGGCGCGUUAAUGGCAAAGAUGGACCUCAAGCACGCCUUCCGUUUAAUCCCGGUACACCCGGAUGAUUGGCAUCUCCUGGGGUAUUCUUUCGACAAUAAAUACUACUUUGAUGUUGUUUUGCCUUUUGGCUGCCGUUCGUCUCCGGCGAUAUUCGAUCGCAUGGCUUCGCUUGUGCACUGGAUUAUCGUUCACGUGGGAAAGUUUGCAGAUGUUUUACACUACAUGGACGAUUUCUUCUUUGCUGGUGUUUCUAACUCUCCGAUGUGUAGACUCGCCACGGAACUGAUGGCCAUUCUGUGUCAGGAUCUCGGUGUUCCUUUAGCCCCGGAAAAGACGGAAGGUCCGUCUGCCCAGUUGACCUUUCUGGGCAUUUGCAUUGACUCCGAAUCUCAAACGCUCUCGAUUCCUGCAUCAAAAGUCCAAGAGCUCCAAAACGAGUUCGUAGUUUUCUCGGCCAAAACAUCCUGCUGUAAGCGUGACCUUUUGAGUCUGAUCGGAAAACUCAGUUUUGCAACAAAAUGUAUACCUGCCGGGAGAAUUUUUCUACGUCGAAUGAUCGACACUUCGCUGUCCGUUAAAGAUCUGCGUCAACAUGUAACUCUUUCCCGUGAAUUCCACGCAGAUCUUCAGUGGUGGAUUCGGUUCUUACCUCUGUGGAAUGGUACAACUUCUUUUAUCGAACCAAAUUGGACUGACUGUGCUUCUCUGCAGAUAUUCACCGAUGCAUGUGGCUCUGGCUGUGGUGCAAUUUUCGGUUGCCGGUGGUUUUAUAUCUCUUGGCCGGACAGCAUCUUAUGCGUCCAGCCGCAUAUAACCUGGUUGGAAAUGGCGCCGAUAUUCUUUGCUUGUUCUAACUGGGGAUCGCAGUGGCAUGGCAAGCGGUUGACCUUUUUCACCGACAACCAGGCAGUGUCUCAAGUCUGGGCAAAGCUUUCUUGUAAGCAUUCGGGGGUGAUGGAUCUCGUUCGUGCGAUUCAUUUUGAAGCUGCUCGCCAUAAUUUUCACAUACGAAUUAAAUACCUUCCUGGGUGCGAGAAUUUAGCGGCCGAUGCAUUAUCCCGGCAUGAGAUGGUCAAGUUUUUUGAAGCACAUAAGACAGCUUCUGCAGAACCGGACAUGUUUACGCCUGAUUUCUCAGCAUUUCUUCCUACCUUGAUCGGUUCUCAACGAUGCCCGUUGAUGAAUCAAGCGCAGUUUAACUGCACUAUUACUUCGCUACUGCACGCUCAUUUAGCCCCCUCAAGCCGUCAGGCAUACGGAUCUGCACUACGUUGCUUCAACAGCUUUUGUUCUACUUUCAAGUACAUACAGAUGCCCACGGAUUCUCAUGUCCUUCAGAAUUUUGUAGCAUUCUUGUACCAGAAAGGUCUUUCGUGUGCAACUGCACGGGUAUACCUUUCUGCCGUUAUCACUCAUCAUCUUUUAAACGGCCAUCGCGAUCCCUUGCCGGAUAAGCGGUUUGUGGCAUUCAUGUUUUCUGGAUGGACGAGAAUCCGUGGGCAAUCUGUCCGUAAACGCGAUGGAAUUACUUUGGACAAACUAGUCUUUCUCCUUCGUUUUAUUUCUUCUCUCCCCAUUCCUUCUUACACUAUUGCAAUGCUUCGGGCUGCCGUUACUGUAUCUUUCUAUGGUUUUCUUCGUGUUUCCGAGUUCUGUGCUCCCAAACAGACAGCCAUUUCCCUGUCAACUCUUCUCAGAUCUGAUGUGGCUGUUUCAGCGCAUGGUCUUCUUCUGACUCUAAAAAUUUCGAAGUCUUCUCAGUUUGCUCCUGUAACAGUUCUGCUUCCUCCUCUGCGCAGUGAAACUUGUCCAGUUCUUAACUUUCGUAAUUACUUAAUAUUCCGAGAUCGCUUUCAUACUUCCGUGUCUCCUUUGUUUAUGUUUCAUGAUGGAGUUUUCCUAACGCGUCAGUAUCUGACUACAUUAUUCAAGAGAUGCCUCGGUCCUGAAUACUCAUGCCAUUCCAUUCGAAUUGGCGCUGCAACUACAGCUGCCAUCGCCGGAAUCCCAGCGGAUCAGAUUCGAAUGCUUGGCCGUUGGUCAAGCGAUGCAGUUAAUCGUUACAUUCAGUCUGACACUCUCCUUAUUUCAAAAUUGCUUACUAAUAUGUCAUCUGUACUGGCGGUUUAGUUUUUUUCAGUAAAAUUGCCGUUUGUGUUUGGUUCCGCUCCGGGUUGGGGGUUGCGUUCCGCUUUGGGGGUGUCCGGCGCGGUUUGUG
Messenger RNA from Paramacrobiotus metropolitanus, 3427 nucleotides. RefSeq lists its product as uncharacterized. Gene Ontology annotation, biological process: DNA integration; DNA recombination. Gene Ontology annotation, molecular function: DNA binding. The coding region runs from base 715 to 3339 and encodes 874 amino acids. NCBI's taxonomy places the organism in Eukaryota, Metazoa, Tardigrada, Eutardigrada, Parachela, Macrobiotidae. The transcript is spliced from 2 exons. The record is from RefSeq and is a predicted model, not a curated record.